CUAGAACGCCCAUAUCUGCUCUUUUUAGCGCCAGAACUUUUGCUCAGACCGCCAUACAUGGGUGCCCGUCAGGCAGUUGGUUGAGAUAGACUCGGUCUCAAUUGUGCAUGCCAAGUGUUUGCCGCCAUGCUUAGCCUCGGAAUUUCAACGUCGAACAAGAGUGCUUGCCCGACUAAUAUACUGGUCAUGUGCCCUCAAUUGUCAUUCAGAGCUGCCUUUGCUGUAACUGCAUCUUUUCAGCAUAACUCAGUGUCCAGCUAGACGACUCUUGCCCUUGGCCUUUGUCGAUACUCGCACUGGUCAACUGGUCUGGCGCUACUCUCUAACGAAACAACCUACAAAGCAACUUUGAGUAUCCAGAUAACGACAUUCAGGAUGAACUCGAUGCAUUUCACAGCGCUCGCCAAAUUCCUGGCGUUCCUCGUUGCCGCUCGCCCAGUGGUGGCUCGUGGGUACCACCCUGGACUCCAAUGGGACCCUGAGCCUGCCUUACCCUGCAUCACUUGGUAUGACAACGCAGAAGGCGAGUCUUGUGAAGAAGUCCGAGACUACUGGAACAUCACCCCGGAGGAGUUCACCAAGUGGAAUCCCUCCGUCGGCCUCGACUGCAAACCCUGGCGCUACCAAUCUCAGGAUGGCGGUGACGACAAUCUGAUCAUUGCCGACUGCCAGGAGACUUGCUACCAGGAGGCCUUCAUCUUCGCGGGCGUCAAGGCUGGGAACGAAUGCUGCUGCAGCACCUACAUCGCCGGCGGGAGGACCAACAAUGCGACUGCUGAAUUCAACUCGCCCGGCACGGGUGACGACAAGGUCAAUUGCGGUGGCAAGGACCGAGUGGACUCCCAGACCGCUGGAGACGGAAGCGCAGAGCAGGAGAGUGACGAGGCUGAAGCGGAGCCCAGCCAGUCCUCGAGUGCGAGCGAGGACAGUGUGGUGCAGGAGGACGACGCUGAAUCUGGUGCGUCGAUGAAUCGCGCUAUGUUCAUACGAGGCUUUCUAGACUGA
Messenger RNA from Emericellopsis atlantica, 1005 nucleotides. RefSeq lists its product as uncharacterized. The coding region runs from base 376 to 1005 and encodes 209 amino acids. Lineage: Eukaryota; Fungi; Ascomycota; Sordariomycetes; Hypocreales; Bionectriaceae. The record is from RefSeq and is a predicted model, not a curated record. The transcript has 3 exons.